This is a messenger RNA of Lathyrus oleraceus (garden pea), 1418 nucleotides long. Its product is annotated as protein LNK3. Gene Ontology annotation, biological process: regulation of DNA-templated transcription; circadian rhythm. The transcript has 7 exons. The record is from RefSeq and is a predicted model, not a curated record. The coding region runs from base 219 to 1094 and encodes 291 amino acids. NCBI's taxonomy places the organism in Eukaryota, Viridiplantae, Streptophyta, Magnoliopsida, Fabales, Fabaceae.
ACAAACUCGCUAUAAGCAUCUUUUUCUUUUUCUUACAAGUGUCUCUUGUUUCUUAACUCUUCUUACAGUUUUCAAUUAUAUUUCAAUAUUUUAUUUUCAACUACAACAAUAACCUGUAGCCGCCUCUAAAACUCUUGGAUCCUUUCAACAAGCUCUCUGUUGAUUUCUUGCUGUGGUUUGUUUUCAUCAUCAAUCAGUUUUCAGACAGACUAUUCGCUAUGGAUUGGUAUUACGGAUGUGGAACGAACGAUUUUGUUGUACCGGGCGAUCAAGAUCUAUUGGCUACGCAUCCUUCACCGGAAAAUUGGUCUAAAUGGGGAAUUAACGCACCGGAAGGUUACAAUUCGCCUAAGAAUUUCAUGAGCAUGGAUUCGAAUACAACAGACGCAGAAUUCAACUUCGAUGGCGAAAGUUUCAGUAACCGAGUCAAGUUCGAAUCGUCUUCCUACGAUAAAGCUCAAUCUAGCAGCUCAAGUGUAUGUGAAGGACUGACUGAUCAAUCGUUUCAACAAUCAUCGGUUUCACAUCAUCAUCGUCGUCAGACGAAUUACCAGCUUCAAGAACUUUCAUCAAGUUUCGAACAGACCGAUGACAUUUUCUUGGAUUCGAUACUCGAAGAUUUUCCAUGCGCUGAAAACCUAAACAAGUCCUUUUACUUUUAUCCUGAAAACCAAUGCAGCAAUUCACCCGGUGGAUUGCAGAGAGAUAUGGCAGCUUCUGAGUUUCUUUCAUACAACUCGAAUUCCGAUGAUUGCUUGAAUAUAGAGACACUCCAAAUCUUGGAUCAUUCUGAGCAAUUCAAUGGAGAUGAAUCAAUGCAUACACACUCAUCUAUUGAGGAAUCAACACUUCAGAAUCUCGAGGCAAUAAUUUCACAGUUCAACGACAAGACUCGAAUUAGCUUCCGAGACGCACUUUACCGCCUCGCCAGAGACACAAAACAACAGCACGCCGUAGACGAUCUGGAUGGCGAUAUUAGCAUGCAAGAAGCCCUGAGGUCCGACGACAAGCAACCGAUGGAAUCAGAAACCAACAGUGUUGACAGAGCGGUCGCAAAUCUCAUGUUCAAUGGAACCGCAUACUGCGAAUGCUGAUCAUAUGCUGGAGUUUGCUAAGGCAAUGCAAUUCCGAGCUGAAAAAGCUAUAUGAAUGAAUAAGCAAAAAGCAAUUCCCUGUAAAUAUAUCAGUUUGCACCAGAAAUUAUAAGUACUAUGGAACUUUUGUUGAAGGAAUAGCUGUUUCUACCCAGCAAAAUUUUGGCUGUAAUGUAAGUGAUUUAGGAUUCUUAGGUGUUGUUUUGCUUAGUGUGUUUAUGAAUGAAUUUUUUUUAUUAACUAGCUAUUAGUGAUCCACUAAUGAGGACCUUGAUACUUUGUCUUAUUGUAAAUGAGUGAAUUUAUCAACCAGCUGUUUGCAAA